Molecule: messenger RNA, 4425 nt
Organism: Notolabrus celidotus (New Zealand spotty)
Lineage: Eukaryota; Metazoa; Chordata; Actinopteri; Labriformes; Labridae
Exons: 20
Coding region: 99-4358 (1419 amino acids)
Source: RefSeq, a predicted model, not a curated record
CCCCCUCUGUUUCCAUGACAACCAGGUGAUUAGCUCACCUGGCUGUAGGGCAGAAUCUGUUCCUUCACAGAAACAGAGAGGACACAAACAGUUUCAACAUGAAAACUGUUGCUGCUGUCAUCAUAGGACUCAUCUUUGCUUUCAGUGAUUUUAUUGAGACAACAGCCGGAAGUCAACUGCAAGGUUCUGCAGAGCCUGUUAUUCAGAUGGAGUGUCGGGAUCGUUACCUGUGGGUCCACGUCACUUCAACGAAAACACCUCGCUUCGAAGCUCUCGAUGGAAAUGGCGUCCACUCCAUCAGUGAGCAGGUGGCCUCGCUCUGCGGUUACACCAUCAGCAGUUUUAAGAUGGACGGUUCCACCACCUUCAGGGCCUCAUACUAUUCCUGCUUCACCCAAAACCAGAAUGACGAGGUGUUCACCUUCAGACUGAACGUGAUGGUGAAUGACGCUGGGGGCAGUAGGAUCAGUAGACCCGUUUCUGUGGUCUGUUCUGGUUUGAUCUGGACUCACAGAGAGGUCGCCUGUGAGGAGGACUACAUGGAGGUUAAUGUUAACAGAGACUCUUCAUGUGGAGGACUCAGGGGGGACAGUGGACCGGAGUGGCAGGCGGCUCUCGCUCAGGCUCAGAGGACUGCAAGUUCUGCCUGGCAGCUGAUGAUCCUGAAGAGUGACGGGCAGGUGUCUUCCAUGUCCAUCAGUGAGGCUCAGAGGCAGGGGUUCAGCCUGUCCACCUCUGCCCAGAGGAUAGUGCUUCGUUCUGGAUACAAGCAGCCACACGCCGAGCUGACCAUGGUGGACGGCAUCCCUGUGGAGGUUGUGCGGGCCUCCCUCUACAGUAAGCAGAAGCUGACGGUGCUGAUGAUUGAUGCGUCCAUGGCCUGCACAGUGAAUCCGGGUUCCUUCGAUGGCAGCCAACUGCUCUGGGAUGUCCCACUGCUCAUGUCCCCUCUUACAGGGGAGGGAGUUGGGUUUGAAAGUCGAAACCUCAGUGUGGGGAUUGAGGGAGUGCUGCUGGACAAACCCACUGCAACCACAAGGGGAUUCAGCAUGUUGCAACAAGGAAAUGUGGUCCAGAUCAGGGUGCCUUUUGGGACCAAGGGGGGCUACAGAAAGAGUUUGGUGGUGAACAACCUGUACAAGGAGACUUAUGUGAUCUACCUGCUCUACGAACACGUCUUCUCUCUGCUGUUUGAGGACGGCAGCAGCAUCGACACUAAACACAGGAUGCUCAGAGUGCUCGACACGCCGCUGCUCUGCCGACCGCCUUUCAGCCUGGAUCAGACCAUGAAUGACGACCAGGCGUUCAGGGUCUACCUGGGGAACAUUCCUGCUGAUGUUAUAUUAGAGGAAGUCCAGAUCAACGGACAGCAGCUAAUGUCUCAGAGUGCCAAACGAGGACUCAGCAUCAAUUCUGUUGUGAACACCAACGGCAGCCAAGGCUACGAGCUCCAGCUGCCCUUCGAAGACGCCGCUGUCCACUGGACGUACCUGGGUCAAGGUGAAGUGCAGUACUCCAUAGGUAUAAACUUCACUCUGACCAUCAUGCCUCAGAGACAAUCUUACUACCACCACACAUCCCUGACGGCACGAGUUUCCAAUACAUUCCCUCCAGAGAUCACAGCGCAGUGUUCAGAGAGAGGAAUCAGCUUCAGUGUGGUCAGACCACCGCAAACUGAGAGUUUCUGGGAGGUGGGCGUCAACCAGGAGCCUCUGACGUCAGAGCUGGCCGAUCAAAGAGGGUACCGCCUCAACAGUGACACCUCCAGGACCGCCCUGGAAGUCCCUGUGUUCUCAGUUGGAUACACUUAUGAGGACAUCAACCUGUCAAACUUUUACGGAACCUUUCAGCUUCUUCUCAGAGACUCCAAAACCCUGGAGGUCCAGACAUCCACCUCCAAACACUGCCUCUUCAAAACACAGGACAUGAUCGUCUGUUCUAGAGACGGGACCAUGACGGUGGUGACGACUCCGACCUCCACCUGGCCUACAGUGCUGCCUGAAAGAACCACUCUUCUAGACCCUACCUGUAGACCCAAACAGACGGAUGGAUCCAGAGUCCUGUUUGAGUUCAAGUUGAACUCCUGUGGAACCAGAGCCACGGUUGGGGAGUCAUACGUGGUUUAUGAAAAUGAAAUCCUCCAUGACAGACAGAUGAUCGCUGACGGACCAAACCUCAUCUUCAGAGAAUCUCAGUUUAAGUUGACCGUGAGAUGCUUCUAUCCCCUCAGUGCAGUCAACAGACUGUCCGUGGACAGGACAUUCAGAUCCCACACUCCUGGAUUUGGUUCAGUCAAAGUCUUCAAGAGUCUUAAAGAUCCAGAUGAUCAAAUCUCCUCACAGGACUGUUCGCAUCAAGGUUCUGGACCUGCUACCCACACACCUACAAACCAGGUCCACCAAACUCCUGAAGCUGAAAGUGUCCUGCCUCAGAGGACUGUGAUGCCUUUGCCCAAACCUGGACCCAGUAACUUCAUCACAGUACCUGCAGGACGCAACAAGCUGCUCUACUCCCUCCAGAACCUGAAACUCCUCCCUCCUCUUGAAGCACCUCUGCGGGUUCCUUCUGGAAAUGUUCUGGUCCAGACUAAAGAUCCUCCCAGGUAUGGAACGUCUCCAGCCAGCAGUGUCCAGCUGUCAAACCUUAAUACACAAAGUCUCAGCUUAGGAGAAGAGAGACAAGAAAACUCCAGACUAACUAAAGACCACCAGGGCUCAGGUUUGGAUCAGAAUGUGUGGCCCUCCAGCCUGGCAUGGUUCCGGCCUACUCAAAACCGCUUUGUACAGAACAGUCUAGGCCUGCAGAAUUUAAACUUUGCUCCUGGCAGGCAAGACCUGAACAAACCAAAUGUGGCCUAUCUGGAUGUGGAUCUUUACAGGCACACAACUGGUGGACAGGAAGUGGCAAAAACUGAAGAGGUGCCAGGUUACCAGCCCCAAAGACCGUACGAUCUUUCUCAAGCUACUCUGUUCCAUCCAGUCCUUGAGCCAGUUGCUCAGUACAGCCCAGAAAAUACCGGCAGCAAUGACCCCCCUCAGUCCAGCAGAAACAAGAAGUAUGUCCCUGCUGAUGCUAAAACCACUACAUCCAAAUGCACCAUCACUGACUCCAAAUCCAGAGAUAAAGAGAGGUCUGUACUGUCGUCUCAGUCAACCAGUCCGAUCAACCAAAGCCCAGGAAGACCAGGGUCCAUCGAUAGGAGGAACACUGAGACAGUUUGGUCAAGAGUGCAGAACAUCAGAGUCAAACCUCAGAGCAAAUUUGUCUCAUCUGGACUUUCUGUCAACCAGAAACCAGAGACCCAACAAGCAAACCCUCGAGUAUCUGAUAACUCCCAGUAUGCCACUGGUCUAAAUACUGACAGGAGUGAUGGGAACCACUGGACACAACGUCUUCCUGACCAGAGAGGUUCAAGCGUAAGAGAGGGACGUGUUCCCGAUAGAACACAGACACAGGAAGUGGUCCCAAACCGACCAAGACACCAGCAGGAAGUGGUCCAUCCAGUCCCAAAUCAAACAGGACACCAGCAGGAACUGGUCCAAAACCGACCAAGACACCAGCAGGAAGUGGUCCAUCCAGUCCCAAAUCGACCACUACACCAGCAGGAAGUGGUCCCAAACCAACCACAACACCAGCAGGAAGUGGUCCAUCCUGUCCCAAACCAACCACAACACCAGCAGGAAGUGGUCCAUCCUGUCCCAAACCAACCACGACACCAGCAGGAAGUGGUCCAUCCUGUCCCAAACCAACCACAACACCAGCAGGAAGUGGUCCAUCCUGUCCCAAACCAACCACGACACCAGCAGGAAGUGGUCCAUCCUGUCCCAAACCAACCACGACACCAGCAGGAAGUGGUCCAUCCUGUCCCAAACCAACCACGACACCAGCAAGAAGUGGUCCAUCCUGUCCCAAACCAACCACGACAUCGGCAGGAAGUGGUACUUCCAGUCCCAAACCAACCAGGAUCAAAGCGAACAAUCAUCCAACCUCCAGGAGCAUCUCACAUCAGAGUCAGACCUGUUUUUGGCCUUCAGGAAAGAUCCCUAACCUCCCUUGGGCCCAAACAGCAGAACCCCAGCCCCCAGACCGACACCAGAGGAGGAACCCACAGGAACCCAAUCCCUGCCUCAACACCUCAGGACACUCCAGCCAACAUCAGAGAUCAACCGCAUAAUCCCAACAGGCAGUCAGAGAGGAAUCCUGCGGCGGGUACAGCUGGGAUUACUGUUUCCUCCUCGGGUUAUAACGGUUCAGGUUCAGAACCGAAGAUCCAUACCGGGUCGGACUGCAGCCGGUUCAGUCAGUAUGGAACCAGUGUUCACCAAGGCAUCAUGAGAGGUAAACAGAUCGGCCGAUGAAGAACAGAAGCUCCCAGAAUCUAACUCGCUCUUCAGAGUCUGAUAGAAUAAAAGUCGUUUUCAUGAA